Penicillium taxi is the source of this 2259-nucleotide messenger RNA. Its product is annotated as sterylglucosidase 1. The record is from RefSeq and is a predicted model, not a curated record. The transcript is spliced from 4 exons. Bases 1 to 2259 code for a protein of 752 amino acids. Lineage: Eukaryota; Fungi; Ascomycota; Eurotiomycetes; Eurotiales; Aspergillaceae. Gene Ontology annotation, biological process: ergosteryl 3-beta-D-glucoside catabolic process; carbohydrate metabolic process. Gene Ontology annotation, molecular function: steryl-beta-glucosidase activity.
AUGGUGCUGCGGCUCCGCGUCGAUGGCAAGUCCUUUAGAGAUCCCCACGAUCGGGAGAUCAUUUUGAGGGGCAUCAACGUGGCUGCCGAUGCCAAGUAUCCCAGGACUCCGGAUAUCCCAUCUCACUUUGGAGACAAGUUCUUCGAGGGGGACGACGUCUCCUUUGUUGGACGGCCAUUCUCUAUUGAGGACUCGCAUACACACUUCAAACGGUUGAGAAAGCUGGGAUACAAUACUAUCAGAUACAUCUUUACAUGGGAAGCCAUCGAGCAUUCUGGGCCUGGGAUCUAUGACGAUGAAUGGAUUGCCUUCACUAUCGAAGUCCUUCGUAUCGCGAAGCAAUAUGAGUUUUAUGUUUUCAUGGACCCGCAUCAGGAUGUCUGGUCCCGGUUCUCAGGGGGAUCAGGUGCUCCCUUGUGGACGCUGUAUGCAGCGGGGCUGAAUCCUCAAAGUUUCAAGAAGACUGGAGCUGCCUUUGUUCACAAUACAUAUGAUAUCCCGGCUGAGUAUCCUAAAAUGAUUUGGAGCACAAACUACACCCGACUUGCCUGCCAGACCAUCUUCACGCUCUUCUGGGCUGGACGAGACUUUGCGCCAAAGGCCAUAAUCGACGGUGUGAACAUCCAAGACUACCUUCAGAGUCAUUUCAUCGAAUCUUGUAAACAUCUGGCGCAGAAGAUUCACGAAGCUGGGGAUCUGGAACAUGAUGUGAUCAUUGGCUGGGAAACCAUGAACGAGCCACAUCGUGGCUUGAUUGGAUUCCAGGAUAUUUCAGUGGUCCCAGCGGACCAGCAGCUGAAGCUUGGAACAUCCCCAACGGCGUUUCAAGCAAUAUUAACUGGAUCUGGAAGAGCUUGUGAACAAACAACUUGGGCCUUUGGCAAUUUUGGCCCAACCCAAACGGGCAGAGAGCUUGUGGAUCCAGAAGGAGAAUUAGCCUGGCUGCCAGCCGAUUAUGAUGACAGCAAAUAUGGCUGGCAAAGAGACCCUAGCUGGAAGCUUGGAGAAUGUAUCUGGGCCCAGCAUGGUGUAUGGGAUCCAGAAACCGAUACACUGCUACAGAAGGACUACUUCUCGAAAGUACCAAGCACAGGGGAUCCAUUAAACUAUGAGGUAUUCACGAAUACUUACUUCAUGCAACACUACAGGGCGUAUCGGGAUGCUAUUCGCAGCUCGUGGCCGGAAGCCAUUCUACUAUGCCAACCCCCUGUGAUGGAAAUCCCGCCUGAUCUGAAAGGAACCAUCGAUGAUGAUCCAAAUAUGGUUCAUGCAGCUCAUUAUUAUGAUGGUCUCACGCUUUUGACGAAACAUUGGAACCGUUUGUAUAAUGUAGAUGUCAUCGGUGUUCUUCGGGGCAAAUACUUAGCGCCGGCGUUUGCAGUAAAAUUCGGCGAAACGGCGAUUCGAAACUGUUUGCGUGAUCAGCUCAAAUUUCUCCGUGAUGAGAGUUUCAAUUACAUGGGCAACCACCCCCUGGUUUUCACCGAAAUCGGAAUUCCUUAUGAUAUGGAUGACAAGCAUGCAUACAAGACCGGUGAUUACAGCAGUCAGAUCAGUGCCAUGGACGCUAAUCAUUUCGCCCUUGAGGGCAGCACUUCUAAUGGAUUCACUUUGUGGGUGUAUGAGACAGAGAACAAUCAUGAGUGGGGAGAUCAGUGGAAUGGAGAGGAUUUGUCAAUCUUUUCUUCUGACGAUUCGGAACUCCCGAUAUCUAGCGCUGGCGUUUCAUUAGACCCCACCUCUCCAGCGUACUCUGAUAGCCACAAUAGUGCAGACGAGCCAGGAGUUGAGCCACACAAUCUCAAAGGUGCUCUCGCAGCACCCUCCAUCUCCAGCGUUCAAUCAAAGGCGGAACGGGCAUUUAAGGGAUAUCGUGCGGCAGAGGCAUAUCUUCGUCCAAGCCCAAUAUACGUUCACAGCACCUUAGAAAACCAUGUGUUUGAUCUCAAGAGCUGCAUCUUCAGCAUGUCGCUGACCGCUCCAUCAGCCACACGGACAGAUGCACCGACUGAGAUCUACCUCCCUGAAUUCCAUUUCCCGGCCGAGGACACUGCUGUCUCAGUCAGUGGCGGGAAGUGGGAGAUUGAGUUUUACGAUAUUCAGACCAUCCGGGUUCAGCGGUUGAGAUGGUGGCACGCUGAAGGAGAGCAGCAAAUCAAGAUCGAAGGAGUCAAGCGCAAAGCAGGCGAUUAUUCCAACUUAACUGGAGAUUUGUCAUACCUCGAGCUAUGCCAGCGAGGCCAAUGCACGAUUAUGUGA